GCGCAUGCGUAGUCAUGUGGUGGAACCAACAUCCCUGCUGCUCUGCUGCGGAGUAGAAAUGUAACUUAGUUGAUAUGCUAUGAAGCUAACACGGAAACAGGUUCUCGCGAAGGCUAAGGCCUCCGACUUGGAAAGCGUGAAGAAAUUGAACUGCUGGGGAUGCAACCUGACUGAUAUAUCCAUCUUCUCUCAAAUGGCCAACAUUGAGGUGCUGACACUUAGUGUCAACAGCAUCUCGUCUCUCUCUCCUCUGGCUGGCUGCCUGUUUCUGUGUGAGCUGUACCUGAGGAGGAACAAGAUCCCCUCACUCUCUGAGCUCUCCCAUCUGCGUCCAUUGACGCGCCUCAGAGUGCUCUGGUUGGCUGAGAACCCCUGUUGUGGAACUGACACCAGCCAGUAUCGCCUCACUGUACUGCGCUGCCUGCCUCGCCUCCAGAAGCUCGACAACCAAGUAGUGACAGAGGAUGAGAUUGCACUCGCUCUCAUGGAGGGGGAAGAGGUCACCACCCCCCUAGGCAGUGUUCAAAACCAGCCUUCUACCAACGGACUUCCAGAUACAGAGACAGAGAAUGACCCGCUCAAUUAUAACAUGGAGGAGACCAACAAAAUCAGGGAGGAGUUGGGGAUGAAACUCCUCUCCAGAGACAAGUUCCUUUCUCUUUCCUCUCCUUCAACCAGAGAAAACAAAUCAUCAAUGAAAAAGACACACAUUCUCGAUGCAGUUCUGCUGCUGCUGAAGGAUUUGGAUGAAGAGGAGCUUCACAUUGUGCACACAGCUACUCAAAACAGACUCCAGUGUUACACACUGGAGCCAGAAACACUAAUAGAGUCACUACAGACACAGAAAAGUGCUGACAUCCAACAUUGACACAUUUCAUAGCCUCUCUUUGCAUAUUUAACCCAAACCUCAUUCUUGGGCAUCACAAACCCCCUUCCUUUUUUUUUUUAACCUUCCAAUUGCUGUAUGCAUGGCACAUGAUGUAGUUUCACUGAUUAAGUUCCCCAACUUUAUUAUUAUUAUUUUUUAUUUUUUUAUUUUAAAUAGCAGCAUGCCUAACUGCCUUGUACAAAUUAACAAA
This is a messenger RNA of Cottoperca gobio, 1079 nucleotides long. It is a transcript of the gene cfap410, whose product is annotated as cilia and flagella associated protein 410. Lineage: Eukaryota; Metazoa; Chordata; Actinopteri; Perciformes; Bovichtidae. The transcript has 8 exons. Gene Ontology annotation, cellular component: U4/U6 x U5 tri-snRNP complex. Gene Ontology annotation, molecular function: protein binding. The record is from RefSeq and is a predicted model, not a curated record. Bases 80 to 868 code for a protein of 262 amino acids. Gene Ontology annotation, biological process: mRNA splicing, via spliceosome; cytoskeleton organization.